AAUGGACAUGAGUAAUAUGGCUCCCAGAGGGAUGGUUGUAACACCACACCACUUAGCAUCGCAAAGUGCGUUGAAAAUUCUUAGAGAAGGUGGAACCGCUAUGGAUGCUAUGGUUGCUGCAGCUGCUACAAUAUCUGUAGUGUAUCCUCACAUGAAUAGUAUAGGAGGUGAUGGUUUUUGGCUCAUUAUUCCUCCUCAUGACGAACCAAUAGUGAUUGAAGCUUGUGGAGCAGCUGGUAGCUUAGCCACGAAAGAAUUUUAUGCAGGGUAUGAUAAAAUACCAUUAAAAGGGCCCAAGUCUGCAAUCACUGUGGCCGGAACCGUUGGUGGAUGGGAAGAGGCCUUAAAGUAUGUAUCCGAAUGCGGCUACCAAAGAUUUUCCAUUUCGGCCUUAUUUGCAGAUGCAAUAACAUAUGCAGAAAAUGGAUUUCCUGUAUCAUCCUCUCACGAAAACGACAAUUUAAUUAAAGAUGAAACUCUUUCUAUGGAUUUUAAAAGUAUUUAUAUACCCAACGGAAAAAAUCCUAAAACUGGUCAACGAUUUUAUCAAAAGAAUCUUGGCAGAACUUUAAGAAGGCUAUCAGAAGAGGGAUUAAAUAGUUUCUACCGUGGUAAUUUGGCGAAAUUGAUUGCGAAAGACAUGGCGUCCCUAGGUAUGCCAAUCACAGAAUCAGAUCUUGCAAAUUACACGCCCGUUAGACGAACUCCUCUGAGAUUACUUCAUGAGUGCGGAGAAAUAUUCAACCUACCGCCACCGACACAGGGUUUAGUUUCUUUAUCUAUUCUCGCAAUCUUAGACAAGCUACGCAUCAGUGGAGAACAUGAAGGUCAAUUUAUUCAUGCAACAGUUGAAGCUACAAAACAGGGAUUUAUGUUACGAGACCAGCAUAUUACAGACCCUUGUUAUAUGAAUGUCCAUGCUCAAUCAUUGUUAGCCAGUCACGCGAUUUCCAAUAUGGCAAGUAAUAUUAGCCCCAAUCAAAUAUCUUCCGAUGGAAAGGGCGAAGGCCCAGGGGAUACGGUUUGGAUGGGGGUUAUGGAUAGCAAAGGAUUUUCUGUUUCAUUUAUACAGAGCAUUUAUCAUACAUUUGGAAGUGGAGUAAUUUUACCUUCUACAGGCAUUCUUUGGCAUAAUCGUGGCGUUUCUUUUAAUUUGAAACAAAACCAUAUUAGGUGCUUAAUUCCUGGGAAAAAGCCGUUUCAUACAUUAAAUCCAGCGGCUGCACGUUUAAAUGAUGGUCGAAUAAUGAUUUAUGGCACCAGAGGAGGUGACGGUCAACCACAAACACAAGCUGCCAUAUUUCAUAGGUACGUUAUUCAAAAAAUGAACUUGCAAAUGUCAAUUUCGGCUCCAAGAUGGUUAUAUGGAACAACGACCGGGGAAAUGACUGAUAAUUUGUAUUUAGAGGAUAGGUUUAGUAGUGAGACCAUUAAAUAUCUCAAGCAGAGAGGUCAUAGCGUUGUAAUGUUGCCUUCGUAUAGUGAAAAUGUAGGGCAAGCUGGAGCAUUGGUUAGGCAUACAGAUGGUAUGCUUGAAGGUGCAUUUGACCCUAGAAGCAACGGUAGUGCAGUUGGUUUUUAAAAAAUAGCAACAAAAUAAAUAUAUUAUUGAGGUACUUUUAUUACGUUAAAAAAAACAUAAAUUAUAUUUAUUUUAUUUCAAAUAUCGAAUCCUAAUUAAUGUUUACAUACACACUACACAUAUUCAAAACAAUGUUAAUAAAGAUGAGCGAUUAUUGCGUUUUGUUAACCUGUGCACCAUUAUUAAAUAACCAUGCGAUCGUAAUCCCCAGAGGCCUUUGCCAUUUGCAGACAAUAUAAUUUCAAACUAAGAUUAAGUAAUUUAAGUUGCUGAUUUAUGUAGCUUUACUCCAUGAUAUAUGAUAACGAAAAAACUCUUCAAGGGACGAGAACUGUCAACCUCAGUUAAUAAAGCGUAUCCAACCCAAAACUGUCAAACAAUCUCACUACAAACUCUGUAUCGGAUGAACCCAAAACUUCGUGGACAACUUAAUAUGUAUCUAAUAAAGCGAGUUAAAUCCUCAAAUGAAGACGAAUGCGGCCACUUCAUUAUUCUGAGAGUUUAAUUCAGUGUGCUGUUCGGACCAUUUAUCCGCAUUAGCGCCAGCCGGUGACAAAUUAGCGGAUUUAUUACGUUUUUAUACGAUGUUUUGAAUCUACUCUCCCCUGUGGGCAAUAGAAUUGACGAUUGUGGAGGGUUUAAGUUUUUCCUUAUAUAAAGUUUUUCAU
Molecule: messenger RNA, 2250 nt
Organism: Nymphalis io (European peacock)
Lineage: Eukaryota; Metazoa; Arthropoda; Insecta; Lepidoptera; Nymphalidae
Product: oxamate amidohydrolase proenzyme-like
Exons: 1
Coding region: 2-1582 (526 amino acids)
Source: RefSeq, a predicted model, not a curated record